CUCACUCACUAUUAAGUUCUCAUACACAUAAACCCUCUUCUCUCUCACUUUUAUCUCUUCCCUCAACCCCAAAUUCACUUCUCUCUGUCCCUCAAAUUUCUAGGGUUAGGGUUUAUCUCUUUCAAUUUCCUCUCAAUUCUUCAAUGGCGUCUUCAACCUCUGCCCAAAUCCAUGGCCUCGGAAUCAGCCCUCGUGGGUAUUCCGGCAAGCUCAAUUUGGCUUCUUCCAAAGCGUUCUUCUUCGGACAGAAGCUUCACAAAACGACGGCGUUUUACCCGAAGCUGAGAGCGAAGAGGGUGGGACCCUUGAGAGUGGUGAACGAGAAAGUGGUUGGGAUCGAUUUGGGGACGACGAAUUCGGCGGUGGCGGCGAUGGAAGGUGGGAAGCCGACGAUAGUGACGAACGCCGAGGGGCAGAGAACGACGCCGUCUGUGGUGGCGUAUGCGAAAAAUGGUGAUAUGUUGGUGGGUCAGAUUGCGAAACGACAGGCCGUUGUGAACCCGGAGAACACGUUCUUUUCGGUGAAGAGGUUUAUCGGGAGGAAGAUGACGGAGGUGGAUGAGGAGAGCAAGCAGGUUUCGUAUAGAGUUGUGAGAGAUGAGAAUGGAAAUGUGAAGUUGGAUUGUCCGGCGAUUGGGAGGCAGUUUGCGGCUGAGGAGAUUUCUGCUCAGGUUUUGAGAAAGCUUACGGACGAUGCUUCAAAGUUUUUGAAUGACAAAGUUACAAAAGCUGUUGUUACUGUGCCUGCUUACUUCAAUGAUUCCCAAAGGACAGCAACAAAGGAUGCUGGUAGAAUUGCUGGUUUAGAAGUUCUUCGAAUCAUUAAUGAACCUACUGCUGCAUCUUUAGCAUAUGGGUUUGAAAAGAAGAACAACGAGACCAUCUUGGUAUUUGACCUUGGUGGUGGUACUUUUGAUGUGUCAGUGCUUGAGGUUGGUGACGGAGUUUUUGAGGUUCUUUCUACUUCUGGAGAUACUCAUUUGGGUGGUGAUGACUUUGACAAGAGAAUUGUUGAUUGGCUUGCUGCAAGCUUCAAGAGAGAUGAAGGAAUUGAUCUGUUGAAGGACAAACAAGCUCUUCAGCGAUUAACAGAGACAGCUGAGAAAGCUAAAAUGGAGCUUUCAACUCUAACCCAGACAAGCAUUAGUUUGCCUUUCAUUACUGCUACUGCAGAUGGCCCCAAGCACAUUGAGACCACCAUCACUAGGGCCAAGUUUGAAGAAUUGUGUUCUGACCUUCUGGACAGGCUUAAAACACCAGUUGAAAAUUCCUUGAGGGAUGCAAAACUUUCCUUCAAAGAUAUAGAUGAGGUAAUCCUUGUUGGGGGAUCAACACGUAUCCCGGCUGUUCAGGAUCUUGUGAAGAAGUUGACUGGAAAGGACCCCAAUGUGACAGUUAAUCCUGAUGAAGUUGUUGCCCUUGGGGCUGCAGUUCAGGCUGGUGUUUUGUCUGGGGAUGUCAGUGAUAUCGUGCUUUUGGAUGUUUCACCAUUGUCACUAGGUCUUGAAACCCUAGGUGGUGUAAUGACAAAGAUCAUCCCAAGAAAUACUACUUUGCCAACCUCCAAGUCAGAGGUGUUCUCCACAGCCGCAGAUGGGCAGACUAGUGUUGAGAUUAAUGUUCUCCAAGGAGAGAGAGAAUUCGUUAGGGACAACAAAUCUCUUGGCAGCUUCCGUUUGGAUGGUAUCCCACCUGCACCUCGUGGGGUUCCUCAAAUUGAAGUGAAGUUUGACAUUGAUGCGAAUGGUAUUCUUUCGGUCACUGCGGCUGACAAGGGCACAGGGAAGAAGCAAGACAUUACCAUUACCGGUGCUAGCACAUUGCCCAGUGAUGAGGUGCAAAGGAUGGUUAAUGAAGCAGAGAAGUUUGCAAAGGAUGACAAGGAGAAGAGAGAUGCCAUUGACACAAAGAACCAAGCUGAUUCUGUUGUCUACCAGACAGAGAAACAGCUCAAGGAACUGGGAGACAAGGUUCCUGCCCCAGUGAAAGAGAAGGUGGAGGCCAAGCUUGGCGAGCUCAAGGAAGCAAUUUCAGGGGGUUCGACACAAGCCAUCAAGGAUGCCAUUGCUGCCCUCAAUCAAGAAGUCAUGCAACUAGGUCAGUCCCUUUACAACCAACCAGGUGCUCCUGGUGCUGGGCCUGGUGCUGGUGCUGGGCCUGGACCUGCACCUAGCGGUGAAUCCGGGUCUUCGGAAUCAUCAGGCAAGGGGCCUGAAGGAGAUGUUAUAGAUGCAGAUUUCACCGAUAGCAAGUGAGAUAGCAAAAAUUUGAUAUUUUUUUGUCACCCUUUUCUUCCUUUCUAAUGUGUAUAAGAAUUGAUUUUGCGGGAUCAGAUUUGGUUGUUAUUUGGUUAACAGUUCUAGCCAUUUUUAUUAGAAAUAGAGUUGAAAACAACUAUAAUAGUUUCCAUUGAUAUCAAAAUCUCUGGGUGACUAAAGUCCCAUGUACUUCAUUUAAAACUACUAUAAAAUGCAAUAUGAUGGAUUUGAGAGGAAAGCUGGAUUUGAGAGGAAA
This is a messenger RNA of Quercus robur (English oak), 2514 nucleotides long. RefSeq names its product stromal 70 kDa heat shock-related protein, chloroplastic. Gene Ontology annotation, biological process: protein refolding; cellular response to unfolded protein. The record is from RefSeq and is a predicted model, not a curated record. NCBI's taxonomy places the organism in Eukaryota, Viridiplantae, Streptophyta, Magnoliopsida, Fagales, Fagaceae. Bases 144 to 2255 code for a protein of 703 amino acids. The transcript has 8 exons. Gene Ontology annotation, molecular function: misfolded protein binding; ATP-dependent protein folding chaperone; ATP hydrolysis activity. Gene Ontology annotation, cellular component: chloroplast; cytoplasm.